AUGCGCGAUCUCGAUGAAGAACAUUCGAUCUACAAUCAGCACGAAGAGAACUAUCAGGAACUACGACUACGAAUCGACCGGUCGUACGAUGAAAUGCGCCGGCUUAUCCUGCUGGCCGCCGUCUUUUUCCUGAUCGGAAUCCUGGUGCUGAUGGCGCGGCUUCAAGUAGCUGCCGAAGACAUUUUCCGCUGGGCUCCGGUGAUUUGGUUGUUGGGCGUCGUCGUUGCAGGGACGAUGAUCAAUUUGUUCCUGCAAUGCGCCAAGAUGAUCGCCAAAAAGCGAAAGGAGCGCAGGCGGAGGAGGGCAUCGAUGGAUUCGUCACAAUUCUCCUCCCUAUUCGCCAACAUUCCCAACUCGUUCCCCUGCCUGGCGCCACCUCCACACCAUGGCUGCUGCCGGGACCCGGGCAGGCGGUUGGCACGGGAUGCGAUGGGCAGCAAGGAAAGCCUUCCGACGUACGCCGAUCUUUUACGGACGGCCGCUUCGGUAGAAAGUCUGCCACCCAGUUAUGAAGCGGCAACGCUGGCGGGUAGCCGGCCACUGAUGCAGCAGAGAUGCCCAGUGCAUGGACGGCGCCGCGGAUCUGCAUUAGGACUUCCGCUACAAACACCAAGGACGGAAACGAUGGUCAAUGAGGUGAAA
Molecule: messenger RNA, 642 nt
Organism: Mesorhabditis spiculigera
Lineage: Eukaryota; Metazoa; Nematoda; Chromadorea; Rhabditida; Rhabditidae
Source: the annotation of a GenBank genome assembly